UUAGUUUUUUAGUAUUUUUCAGGCAUGAAAUGUGAGCAAAGAAGAGUGAAAAAUGUAAAUUAAAGUCAAAUUUAUUGUUUAAAAAMGUGAUUUGAAGGCAUCGGAUGUGACUCAACUCUGUCUGAUGAUGCUCUCUAGUUGAACAAAGUAAAAUAAAAUAAAUUAUCCCUGGCCUCAAAUAUCUAUAACUCUAGUUUAUCCUUCGGUACAAUUUCCAGAUGUCUGAAUGUUCAUCUGUUCAUUUAUACACAAGUGUGAACUCCAUGAAAAUGUCCUGUCAUAACGCAUAGGUAGUAAAUGGGUUUUGUGUUCCCGAGAUYAAUGCAUUUUGGUGCAAAGUGCGCCGAUCAACUUUUAAACGUAGAAGAUGCUGAGAAGAGUCAUCAACUAUGAAACGCGUCUAACAGGAACUUAAAGGCCACUCGACAAGAAGAAGCCUUUACUCUGAACGCAACAUAAAAGUCUGAUAAGUUUUCAAAUGCCUGCAAGUCUUUUGGUCUGAUGAAACUAAACCUGUUUGGUGGUAACCUAAUUAUGCUGUUAGGAUAGUAAGGACGUAGUUUUUAAGACAAAAGCAAAAAUACAAACCAAAAAAACGACAAAAAUGUAAAACAAAAUCAGAUGUCGGCAGCACUGGGUGUACCCCAUCCCUCUCUGUGGCCCUGAAAGGAAGAAGCAGGAAAAAGAUGUUGGAGGGACAUCAGAUUUAAUGAAUUUGCUUCCUGUUUUGGAAAUCACAACACUUAUUUUUUUUUUUUUGCUUUGCCCCCCCUGAUAUUUGUGGUGGUGGUGGUGGUGGGGGGGGGUCUUUCUGUCCCACUCUAAACUUAGCCCUGACAGUGGCACUCUUCAUUAAAACAUGCACGCCACACCAGAGCACAAAGGAUGGUAUUGAAUGACCUCAAAUGUUGCUGGAUUUUAGGAGUGGCGCUGGAGGAAUAAGGAUUAUUUGAUGUAACACAAUCUGGUAAACAGUUUGCUGCUUUUACUUUUUUCUGUGACUGCCCCCCUUUGGUCUGUGCUGGGAUCAGUGUGUGUGUUAACACAUUUGUUGCCUGAGAGAAACAGCUGCCUCUGCUGUAAGAUUUGCUUCUGCUCUGAUGGGGUGUUAAUCAUGCAGACUGAAGAGCUCAUGUGUUCGUUUCUGUUUCACCCAGAGACAAAGCAUGUUGAGCGUCUACACAACCUGGCAAGUUUCUGUUGAUUCCUGCUCUCUGUUUACUUGCUCCUAUCUAUCAUUUGUAGAUGUAAUCGUAAAGAUUUGGCAGCUUUGUUUUCUGUCUUUCACUGUCUGCAAUGUUCCUCUGUUAUGAUGGGCAACUAUAGCUCAGCUCUCAUCCCUGACACAGAGGAGUUUGAUUCGAUAGUGACUGCAACGGAGAAGGUGAAUGAGCAGGGAGCACACGCCGGGAAUGAGAAGUUACAAUCAGAGCUUCUGGAAGUAACACUUUCAACUGAGGAGGGAAAGAAACAAAGCCAAAGUGAAGGGAUGAAUUCUUUAACACAUAAAGAAGGCACCCAGGGAGCCAAUCAGAACACCUCUGCCCUUCAGACUUCAGAAAAGAACACGCCAGUGCAGUCGUUCUCCUCCGUGUUGCCAAAGGCUCUCUCUGCUGUCAUGAAUCCAGCCUUUAACCCUCAACCUAAAACCCCAGAGAAAAACUCCAAACCGAACCUGGACCAGCUGCAGACGGAGCUGAGAGAUCUGAGGGACCAGUUUGAACAGAUGAAGAUUCAGCACAACAAAGAAAUUAAGCUGCUGAUGAACGAGCUCGACGAGGAGAAAAGGAUUCGUUUAACUUUGCAGAUGGAGAUACAGCGUAUGAAGAAGCACAUGUCAAAAUGAGGUGAGAGGAUGAGGAGAGCGAGAGAUACUCCUGGAAGGAAUUUAAAAUAAUUUGAAAUAUUCUGGAUACAAAAACUUUUAUCUGGAAAUGCUACGAUGACGUGUUCAGCAUUUAUGACUGAUUAGUGAGGAAUAAGUGGGUAUUAGGCACAUUUUAGUUCUCAAUGCUUGAAGUUUUAAUGAUUUUGUUAUGUGAUGUCAAAACUGAUCUUGUAUGUGUUGUAGUUUUUCAUCACCCGCAUAAAAUACAUUACAUUUCAAAAGUCUUAUUUCCUGUGUAAAUACAAAUCUGAAUAAAAAAAAAAGUAUUUGGAAAACGA
Messenger RNA from Austrofundulus limnaeus, 2166 nucleotides. Its product is annotated as SH3 domain-containing kinase-binding protein 1. The record is from RefSeq and is a predicted model, not a curated record. Lineage: Eukaryota; Metazoa; Chordata; Actinopteri; Cyprinodontiformes; Rivulidae. Bases 1310 to 1846 code for a protein of 178 amino acids. The transcript is spliced from 6 exons.